GAAUGUUACAUGAUGGUGUUGCAAUUAAUAGGUCACCUGCCGCCACCCCUUUAAACUCCGGUUUGCAGUGAUCACAUGCUUAGGAUACGCCACCUAGAGGCGCAACUUGCGAGCUCCAAAGUGGAGCCAUUUCCUCCUUGCAGCUGUUUAAAGUCCCGUGUUUACGUUUCAAAACCGUUUCACUGCAUUUUGCAGAGACCGCUGUGAGCCCACGCAAGGCACCGACAUCUUUUAGCAGGUAAAACAACCUCACGCGCAACAAGGAUUAGACGGCGAGCAACUGCUUCUGAAUCCAUAUGCACGGGAUCCGUAUGCAAAGCGCCCUCUGGAGUAACUGGGGCGUGCAAAUUGCACGUGCAAAAUAAAAUAAAAUAAACAAAUAAACCCAAACCACCUGGCUUAACCUGAGAAAGCAAGUAGAUUUUCCCCCCGGGGUGAGGAUGGUGAAUUUCCCUUCCAAAUCUGCAGCACAAAUCUUAAUCCUGCUUUUUACUCCCUCCCAAGUUAUUAAAAGACACCCAUUCCUCGGGCUGCGAUCCUUAAAGGCGUUGCAAUGGAUCCCCAAGCGGGGUGGGAGGAGCCUGUGAGAUCUCCCUCCUUUUCUUUUACCACUGUAUUAAUUAACACCAUUUUUUAAUACAUUAGUGGCCAUGUGAUCAUUUUAGCUUAUACAUAUUAUUGUUUAAUGUCUUAAUUUGUAUAUUAAGGUACUUUUAUAGCUCUGUUUAGAGUAGGUAACGUCUUGAAAACAUAAACGUUUUAAGUUUUUUGCAUUAAUCCAGUAUAUUUUCUUUUAAUUUUUGAUUCUGUGUACAUUGCGGCAGCCUUUGGCUAUGUGCAAUAAAACUGACGAUUAACUGACUUUUCUUUUACCGGCCGUUGCAGAUUUCUUCCUCGCCCCGCCCCCCAUUAGCUUCCAAGUGGAUCCUCACUCAAACACGUGGAGAAGCAGCUGGGUUUUAAUUUAUUUGCAACCUGGUAGGGGAAAUUGGAGGCGGGGUUCCUAGAUGGUGGGAGAGCAAUAAAAAAAUAAAUAAACCACUCAAAUAAAUAUAUAAAAGAAAUAAACCACUCAAAGCGUGGUCUUCCCUUGCAACGUGGGGUGCAAGGAACCCCCCAUGAAUUACCCCCAUGGUAUUGCAAACCCUCUUGCCCGCCCACCUCUUUUCCCUGUUGCAUGCAUUUUGCACCCUCGCCCAUUUAACUUUCUGUGUUUGCAAGUAGGUUCCCCCCUCACAGAAAAAUUGCACCCCUACUUUUAACCCCAAGGGGUGCAUUGAAUCUGCUCCAUCUCCCCCUCUUAAUUUGCAGCAGGCGCCCCUUUGCCCCCCCACCGCCUCUUCUCCCUGUUGCAUCCAUUUUGCACCCUCGCCCAUUUAGCUUUCUAGCUCGCUGUGUUUGCAAGCAGGUUCCCCCCCAAAUAACACCCCCCCAAAAUGCAACCCUCCUUUGCACCCUAAGGGGUGCAUUGAACCUGCUUCAUCCCCCCCUCUUAAUUUGCAGCAGGCGCCGCUUUGCACCCUCCCACCUCUUAGCACCAAGGCAAUUUUUUUGUGAUUGCCUUCAGCGCCCCCUUUUUCUUCCAUGCACCCCAUUUUUCUGCAACCCCCCCCAAACUGCCAGAGUUAAUGCUUUCCUUCCUUGCACAUUUCCUGCUUUUCAUAGGAUACCCCCCCUCCACUUCCUUUCCCCCCCAGCUGGCUUUGGGACACUCCAAAGCCCCAUCUCCUCCUCUGCGCCUCCCCAAUUAAUCCGAAUUAACGGGGGAGGCAAGAAAGGGGCUUGUGUGGAAACACCUUUUGGGGGGGCUGUGGAAGCUGCAUUUUAAAUGGCAUUUUAACCUGAAUUUUAAAUUGGCCCCCCCUUAUGUUUUUACUGUGAUUUUAUUGGUGUUCGCCCCCUGGCCGGGGAGGGCGGGGUAUAAAUAAAAUUUAUUAUUAUUAUUAUUAUUAUGGGAUAGGCGGGGUGGGUCUCCUUCACAUUUCAGGGAGGGAGAUUUGGGUGGGACGUUCGAUCUUUUGGGAGAGCGAUUUUUGAUUUAUUGGGGGGGUUAUUGAGCUUUGGGGCAAAGGGGCUAAAUUAUUGGAUUAAAUUAUUGGGGGGCCCUUAUGUGGAGGUUUUUCAGGGGGUAUCUCCUGUGAGGGGGGCAGUGAGAAGGAAUGUGGGGCUUUUUUGGGGGGCGAAGAAAUACUAAAAGUCAGCCCCCCUUCUCCAUGAAAUCCUCCUCACUGAGGCCAAUUUGGGGCCAUUUUUCUAGCGGGGAUUCCCUCCAGGUUUUUUUUGGGGGGGGGGAGGCCAUUUUUUUGGGGGGGGGUCCUCCUCAGAGCUUUGGGGAAACUGAGGGGCGACUUGGGGUGAGCGGAGGCCAUUUUGCGAGCGGAAAAAGCUCUGGGAGGGGGGAAUAGCGGCCAUUGCGGCGUUUGGUUUAUUCUGGUUUAACAAAAUUUAAGCGGCUUCCCAUCUAUUAAGACGCCCCCAUGUAUAAGUAUUUUUGGGGACUCCAAUUUAAGAAAAUGGGGGGGGGGGGGAGAUGGCUCCGUGUAUAAGAUGCGCCACGAUUUUGAACAUUAUUUAGAGUGAAAAAACCUAGUCUUAUACACGGAAAAAACCGGUGAUUUGUGGAUGAACCGUUUGAUCGGUUGGCCGGGCAACAGAUUUUGAAUUUGGAUACGGGGGCCACAGUUUUUGGUUUAGCGCCUCGGGCGCCAUCUUGGAAGAGGCCUUUUCUCCCUGUUUGGGACCAAAGUGGGGAAGAAGGCGGCCUCUCCUGAGGGACAAAGCGGGUGUGCUAUCGUCCCCUGAAAAUGAAGUUUUUUUAGGAAAAAAAAGCACACAAAAGAUUGAUCUAUAGUGCUUUUCACAUGUACCAGUUUAGACAGAUUUAAUCAUUUUGUUCAUGACGACUUAAUUGCAAAACAGAAACAAAACAGGACCCCGUCAAAAUGGUUCACGGCCGGUCAAAUAACGGUCUAAAACUCAUGUUUCCUUAAUCUGGUAGUCUCUAAAAAAAACAAUCCAUUUCCAUUUAAAUAAAUAAUAAUUUUUUAUUUUUACCCCGCCCUUCCCAGUUCAGAAAACCGGGCUUAGGGCGGCUAACAACAAAUUUAAAACAAUUGAUGCAACAAAAAAACAGCAUAAAAUACAGCAUAAAACGUGAAUAGCGAUAAAUUCAGAAUUCAAAAAUCAAUUUAGGGAGGGGAAAUCCAGACCCUUAAAAAUCUCCCCAUCAAGUUUCACAUAACCAUUGAGGGAUGGCAGACUGUCAUCCGCCACAAAAAACACGGCCUUUUCUGUGGUGGCCCCUGGCCUUGAGGAAUCCCUUCCCAAGGGAAGCCUGCCAGAGCCAUACCUUUCUCCCUUGGCCAAGGGCUAGUUGUUCAAGCCUUCCUAUUUUACCAAGACUUGUUGGAAAGGCUUUUCUUCUGGUUUGGCUUUUCAUAAAUCUCUGCUGAUGCUACUGUAUUUCAUUACUGCCGUUUUAACACCAGCAAUUAUCUUGUUUGGUUUUUUUUUAAUCGUUUUUAUUGAUUUUCCAAUAAAAACAUCCAAUUAAAUAUCCAAUCAUAAUACUCCAAUUAGAAAAAUAAAAACCUAAAAUAAAAAAGAUCAAAUUAUAGUCCAAAUUGUAUUUAUUAAUUUCUUGGGGCUCCCCACGGUCUGGAUCUCUGGAGCAGAUCUCCACAUCUUAGUCCUGCUUCCCCUCGCAAUUAUCUUGUUUUCAUACCCAAGCUUCGUCUUACACCUUCUACCCUCACAAGAUCACAGGUUUGGGAAGGGCAUCCAGACAGACCCCCCCAACUUAAAAGCUAUAUAUAUAUAUAUAUAUAUAUAUAUAUAUAUAUAUAUAUAUAUAUAUAUGUAUAGUAGUUUCCUCAAAGCAGUUCACAGAAAAUACACAAAUAUAAUGAUAGCACAAUAUUAUCUCGAGGCAGAUGGUUUUCAACAAUGCAGGAACCUUGGUACAUAACAAAACUUAUAUUGCCCCUGCAACUGAUACAAAACUUAGACAUUCAAGCAAAAAGGUUGUAAUUGUAAAUACCCCUUCUUUUAAUUUUUUUAAAAAAAUGUUAAAUUUUAAGUUUAAAUUUUAAGUUUUAAAUUUUUAUCUGUUUCCCUUCUUCCCAGAAAAAUGUCGGACAAAGAAGAGGCGGCAGGAGAGGGUUGCCAGAAAAUAAAGGCUGCAGCGUCUCUGCAGAAAGAUCGGAUCCAGUCUCCUUGGAGGGAAGGACAACUUCAAACCACUGAGGAGCCUCUUCUUUCUCCAGAGCUCUCUGGAUCCACUAGCGGUGCCACACAAGGAAAGGGUAGAUGCGGAAGAGGGUGAACUGGGCUUGAAAGGAGAAUUAAUAACGCCGUGGUUGCAGCAUUGUUGUGGUAAAGGUAAAGGACCCCUGGACCGUAUGGGGUUGCGGCGCUCAUCACGCUUUCAGGCCGAGGGAGCCGGCAUUUGUCCACAGACAGCUUUCCGGGUCAUGUGGCCAGCAGGACUAAUAUAAUAAUAAUAAUAAUAAUAAUAAUAAUAAUAAUUUAUUAUUUAUACCCCGCCCAUCUGGCUGGGUUUCCCCAGCCACUCUGGGCAGCUUCCAACAGAAGACUAAAAUAGAAUAACCUAUUAAACAUUAAAAGCUUCCCUAAAGAAGGCUGCCUUCAGAUGUCUUCUAAAAGUCUGGUAGUUAUUUUUCUCUUUGACAUCUGCUGGGAGGGCGUUCCACAGGGAGGGUGCCACCACCGAGAAGGCCCUCUGCCUGGUUCCCUGUAACUUCGCUUCUCACAGGGAGGGAACCACCAGAAGGCCCUCGGAGCUGGACCUCAGUGUCCGGGCAGAAUGAUGGGGGUGGAGAUGCUCCUUCAGAUAUACAGAACCGAGGCUGUUUAGGGCUUUCAAGGUCAGCACCAACACUUUGAAUUGUGCUCGGAAAUGUCCUGGGAGCCAAUGUAGGUCUUUCAAGAUUGGUGUUAUAUGGUCUCGGUGGCCACUCCCAGUCCCCAGUCUAGCUGCCGCAUUCUGGAUUAGUUGUAGUUUCCAGGUGACCUUCAAAGUUUCUUGAAGAUGGACUUCUGGCAAGCGAUGGGCUGCACCUCACAAUGGUUGGGAGGAAUGUUUUUGCCAAAAAUCUCAGAAACCUCAUCAGGAGGGCUUUAAACUGACUAAUGUGGGGGAGGGAGACAGUGCUCCUGAAGGUAGGAGUCUAUCAAUUGAUGAAGAUGAUCAUCCAAAUGUCAUAGACCAAAUGGAGCAAACAGCACGCAGACCUAGUGGUGGGAGGAAAAAAUCCUUAAAUAAGAGACACGGGGGAAUGAUGAAUGGACUUCAAUGUCUGUACACUAAUGCGCAAAGCAUGGGAAAUAAACAAGAUGAGCUUGAGCUCUUGGUACAGCAAACUAAAUAUGACAUAAUAGGCAUCACUGAAACCUGGUGGGAUAAGUCCCACGAUUGGAAUGUAAUAAUGGAGGGAUACAAUCUAUUUCAGAGAAACAGACCAGACAAGAAAGGAGGAGGAGUGGCGUUAUGUGUCAGGGAUGUGUAUACCUGUGAAGAGAUCCAAGAUUUAGAACCUCAAAGCCAAAGUGAGAGCAUUUGGGUCAAAAUUAAGGGAGAGAAGAAUAACAGUGACCUCAUUGUGGGAGUUUACUAUAGAUCCCCAAGCCAAACGGAGGACAUAGAUGAUGCCUUCCUGGAACAGAUGGCCAAGCAUGCAAAAGGAAGGGAGAUAGUAGUAAUGGGAACUUCAAUUACCCGGAUAUUUGUUGGAUGUCAAACUCAGCCAAGAGCAUAAGGUCAAACAGAUUCCUCAAUGGCCUUGCAGACAACUUCAUUGUCCAGAAAGUGGGAGAAGCAACAAGAGGAACAGCCAUUUUAGAUCUGGUCCUAACCAAUGUUGAUGACCUGGUUAGUGGGGUAGAAGUGGAAGGAUCAUUAGGCGCGAGUGAUCAUGCUCUUCUGAAGUUUACUAUACAGCGGAAAGGAGCAGCCAAGCAUACUAGGACUCAAUUUCUUGACUUUAAGAAAGCCGACUUCAUAAAACUUAGGGAAGUGCUGGGUGAGAUCCCAUGGACAGUAAUACUAAAAGGAAAGGGAGUUCAUGAUGGCUGGGAGUUUGUUAAGAGGGAGAUAGUAAAAGCACAACGUCAGGCAAUACCAAUGAGACGGAAACUUGGAAGGUUCCUAAAGAAGCCAGGGUGGCUAUCUAAAGAACUUUUAACUGAGUUAAGAUUAAAAAAGGAUGUGUACAAAAAUGGAAAAGGGGAAACCACCAAAGAGGAAUUCAAACAAAUAGCCAGCACGUGUAGACACAAAGUCAGAAAAGCUAAAGCACAGAAUGAACUCAGGCUUGCUAGAGAGGUUAAAAGCAACAAAAAGGCUUUUAUGGGUAUGUUCGUAGCAAAAGGAAGAACAAAGAAACAGUGGGGUCACUCAGAGGAGAAGAUGGUGAAAUGCAAACAGGGGACACAGAAAGAGCUGAAAUCCUCAAUGCCUUCUUUGCCUCAGUCUUCUCCCAUAAAGAAAACAAUGCCCGACCUGAAGAAUUUGGAGCAAAUGAUUCAGCAGAGGAAACACAGCCCAGAAUAAAUAAGGAGAUAGUACAAGAAUACUUGGCUAGUUUAGAUGUAUUCAAGUCUCCAGGGCCAGAUGAACUGCAUCCAAGAGUAUUAAAAGAACUGGCAGAGGUGAUCUCAGAACCACUGGCAGUCAUCUUUGAGAAUUCCUGGAGAGCAGGCGAAGUCCCGGCAGACUGGAGGAGGGCAAAUGUUGUCCCUAUUUUCAAAAAGGGGAAAAGAGAGGACCCAAAUAAUUACCGCCCAGUCAGUCUGACAUCAAUACCAGGGAAGAUUCUGGAGCAGAUCAUUAAGCAAACAGUCUGUGAGCACCUAGAAAGGAAUGCUGUGAUCACCAAUAGUCAGCAUGGAUUUCUGAAAAAUAAGUCAUGUCAGACUAACCUGAUCUCGUUUUUGACAGAAUUACAAGCCUGGUAGAUGAAGGGAAUGCAGUGGAUGUAGCCUACCUUGAUUUCAGCAAGGCAUUUGACAAGGUGCCCCAUGAUAUUCUUGUAAAGAAGCUGGUAAAAUGCGGUCUUGACUAUGCUACCACUCAGUGGAUUUGUAACUGGCUGACUGACCGAACCCAAAGGGUGCUCAUCAAUGGUUCCUCUUCAUCCUGGAGAAGAGUGACUAGUGGGGUGCCACAGGGUUCUGUCUUGGGCCCGGUCUUAUUCAACAUCUUUAUCAACGACUUGGAUGAUGGACUCAAGGGCAUCCUGAUCAGAUUUGCAGAUGACACCAAACUGGGAGGGGUGGCUAACACCCCAGAGGACAGGAUCACACUUCAAAACGACCUUGGCAGAUUAGAGAACUGGGCCAAAACAAACAAGAUGAAUUUUAACAGGGAGAAAUGUAAAGUAUUGCACUUGGGCAAAAAAAUGAGAGGCACAAAUACAAGAUGGGUGACACCUGGCUUGAGAGCAGUACUUGUGAAAAGGAUCUAGGAGUCUUGGUUGACCACAAACUUGACAUGAGCCAACAGUGUGACACGGCAGCUAAAAAAGCCAAUACAAUUCUGGGCUGCAUCAAUAGGAGUAUAGCAUCUAGAUCAAGGGAAGUAAUAGUGCCACUGUAUUCUGCUCUGGUCAGACCUCACCUGGAGUACUGUGUCCAGUUCUGGGCACCACAGUUCAAGAAGGACACUGACAAACUGGAACGUGUCCAGAGGAGGGCGACCAAAAUGGUCAAAGGCCUGGAAACGAUGCCUUAUGAGGAACGGCUAAGGGAGCCGGGUAUGUUUAGCCUGAAGAAGAGGAGGUUAAGGGGUGAUAUGAUAGCCAUGUUCAAAUAUAUAAAAGGAUGUCACAUAGAGGAGGGAGAAAGGUUGUUUUCUGCUGCUCCAGAGAAGCGGACACGGAGCAAUGGAUCCAAACUACAAGAAAGAAGAUUCCACCUAAACAUUAGGAAGAACUUCCUGACAGUAAGAGCUGUUCGACAGUGGAAUUUGCUGCCAAGGAGUGUGGUGGAGUCUCCUUCUUUGGAGGUCUUUAAGCAGAGGCUUGACAACCAUAUGUCAGGAGUGCUCUGAUGGUGUUUCCUGCUUGGCAGGGGGUUGGACUCGAUGGCCCUUGUGGUCUCUUCCAACUCUAUGAUUUAUGAAAGGUAGCCCCACAUAGAGCGCAUUGCAGUAGUCCAAGCGGGAGAUAACUAGAGCAUGCACCACUCUGGCGAGACAGUCCGCAGGCAGAUAGGGUCUCAUCCUGCGUACCAGAUGGAGCUGGCAGACAGCUGCCCUGGACACAGAAUCAACCUGCGCCUCCAUGGACAGCUGCGAGUCCAGAAUGACUCCCAGGCUGUGCACCUGGUCCUUCAGGGGCACAGUUGCCCCAUUCAGGACCACGGAGUCCUCCACACCUGCCUGCUUCCUGCCCCACAAAAACAGUACUUCUGUCUUGUCAGGAUUCAACCUCAAUCUGUUAGCCGCCAUCCAUCCUCUAAUUGCCUCCAGACACUCACAUAGGACCUUCACUGGUUCUGAUUUGAAAACGACUAAACCACUACUGGCGCACGGAGGACCGUGACGAGUGCCAGAACGCACGGAAACGCCGUUUACCUUUCCGCCGCAGUGGUACCUAUUUAUCUACUUGCACUGCGUGCUUUCGAACUGCUAGAUUGGCAGGAGCAGGGACAGAGCAGCGGGAGCUCACCCCGUCGCGGGGAUUCGAACUGCCAACCUUCUGAUCAGCAAGCUCAAGAGGCUCAGUGGUUUCCUCCACAGCGCUACCCGCGUCUGCUCUGACACACGUCACGGCCCUCCGUGCGCCAGUAGUGGUUUAGUCCUGCUAGCCACAUGACCUGGAAAACUCUGGACAAAUGCCGGCUCCCUUGGCUUGAAAGUGAAAUGAGUGCCGCAACCCCAGAGUCGCCUUUGACUGGACUUACCUUUUUACCAUUUCACUAAGAGGGCAAGGGAAUCUGCCAGGUUAAACCUGCCAAAUGUUGUAGCAUUCAUGUCCUGCUUCUGGACUUCCUUAGGGACAUCUGGUUGGCCGCCAUGGAAACAGGAUGCUGGACUAUAUGGGUCUUUGGUCCCAUCCAGCUUCAGGCCUCUGAUGCUCUUAACACUAGCAAUUUGACCUCUUUGGCGGUGCCUUUUCCUGCAAAAUCCAGUCUUCGUAGGGAUCCAAAGGCUUAAUUUAUUCCAACAACCACUUCAUUGCCCUAUUAUUUUAUUUAUUUAUAUUAAAUUUAGAUCCCACCCAUCCCCCCAAGCUAAAGCUGUAAUGCGUAUGCUAAAAGUUGCCACAGGAUUCUUUUUGUGCUUGAGCCGUGUCAGCUCAAAGGGCAGAUUCUUACAAUAUAUGAUGAAUAGUGCAGAAAGUGAUUCCUAGAAAAGUCUACGUAUCUCAAGAGUUUGAAAAUAAGUAGCAGACCUGCAGCAGCUAUACAUUUUCGUUUGUACAGUGGUACCUCAGGUUACAUUUGCUUCAGGUAACAGACUCCACUAACCCAGAAAUAAUACCUUGGGUUAAGAACUUUGCUUCAGGAUGAGAACAGAAAUCGCAUGGCGGCGGUGCGGCGGAAGCGAGAGGCCCCAUUAGCUAAAGUGGUGCUUCAGGUUAAGAACAGUUUCAGGUUAAGAACGGACCUCUGGAACGAAUUAAGUUCUUAACCAGAGGUACCACUGUAAUCACAAUUCUAACCAUACGAUCCAUUUAUUUUGUCAAGCUUUCUGUAUGUGAGAUGCUUCUUAAUAAAUAUUUUACAAAGCACUGGAGGUGAAUGUCUGAUAAAAGGUAACCGGAUGUGCACACUUCUCAACUCUGCAAUGGAAAAAAAUGAGAAUUUGUUAAACUUAGUUACAGGUAGGUAGCCAUGUUGGUCUGCCGUAGUCGAAACAAAAUAAAAAAAAUCCUUCCAGUAGCACCUUAGAGACCAACUACCGUAAGUUUGUUAUUGGUAUGAGUUUUGUGCAUGCACAUGAAAGCUCAUACCAAUAACAAACUUAGUUGGUCUCUAAGGUGCUACUGGAAGGAAUUUUUUUAUUUUGUUUUGUUAAACUUAGUAAAGGUUAAAAGCACAUUCUUCCAUACAGGAGGUAUGGGUGACCUCACAAAGCAGUCUGGGUCUUGUAACCAUCACCCACCCCAACUGUUUCUACCUUAAGUAGGUCUUUUUGCCCUGCCUUGUGGUAAGAUUUAUAUCAGUUGUGGAUUAAUGUAAAUAAAACUGCAUGAUUGCUGCAGGUCUACCCCUUUGUUUUCCUCCUCUUCAUGCGUAGACAUUGGGAGCUGGAAGGUCAGUAUAUUUUGUGGGUGUUGAGGGUAACAGGGAGGUUCCUGCUUUCCUUUCUGCCCCUCUCUUGUGUUUUGUUUCUCUGCUUUGCACCCCUCCUCACUUCCCCACUGAUAUUCUUUCUGCAGCACACCUUCUGCCCUCGGCUUCUUUUAAGGAGCCGCUCCUGGAUGGAUGGGAUCAACCAAUCGAUGAUGUUUCGGAUGCACAACUGGAGAAGCAAAAUGAAAGUAUGUCUUGUGUGUCACACCCACACCAUAUAUUGAAAGCAGGCAUAGGCAAACUCAGCCCUCCAGAUUUUUUGGGACUACAACUCCCAUCAUCGCUAGCUGGCAGGACUAGUGGUCAGGGAUGAUGGGAACUGUAGUCUCAAAACAUCUGGAGGGCUGAGUUUGCCUAUGCCUGAUUUAAAGCAUGUGGAUUUAAAAAUCCUCCGAACAGACGGCAGUGUGUUCCUCACAGAGCCACAGUUCCCAGCAUAAUUCUCAACAAGCAGUGUACUUUGAAUGUACAGUUUCUACCUAGUAAACGCUCACUCCCUUCCCAUGGAUCCUCUGAAUAGUGAAGUGGUCUAAACAGCUUGGAGAGUCACCCUCCCCACCCAUUCUCAUAAGGACUAGGAAUGAGCUAUGGUUUUCUGAUGGUGUGUAGCAUGGUGCGUUCUCUGGUUCUGCGACUACCAGAGGAAGGUGCUCUGCACAUGUUCAGAGCUGCUCUUGUUGCCUUGUAUGUCCCAAUGCACUGAGAGGCGUUUCUGAAGUUGAGUGCUGUCUCUCCAAACUGGUGGAGGCUGAACAUUUCCUUUCCAAUCCUAAAUUGUGAGGGUGGGUUCACACACAAACGUAGAAAGGAGGUUAUGAUGGGAAUGGCACAAUGUACUGUACCGCAAAUUGUAACGGGCAGAUUUAAUACAAGGUGGCUGUCUCUCAGUACAUCUCUUCACCUCAGUUGUCUUUUGUGUCUUGUAGGCUUGCCUGUUCUCCCAGUUUCUUCUGUAAAACCUCGGCCUGCUGGUAAGAAUAACAUUCUUCAAAAACAUGGCUUUCCUUUAACAUUAAUUCCUUGUCCUAUAUCCAUAACUUUCAUGUGUUGUUCAUAGCAAAUGUUGAAUGCAUUUAUUCCUUUUAAUAGUCUUCCUGCUUUUUAAGAUGCAAGUGACAAACUGCCUGUGGCCUUUUGCCUUACCUGCACUUGGUACGGGGUUCUGCACAAGGGCGACUAGGGCUGGGAAAGACGCCUUCCAGAGAUCUUUGAAAGCCCCUGGCAAUCAGUGCCAAGGGAAGGGGAACCUUUUUCAGCCUGAGGCUUGCAUAAUUUGCCUGCCCAUGCUUAAAACUGCCGUCUGUCUCCAGCCCUGUGAGGAGGGAACAGUCAGCAAGUGUCCACUCUCUUUUCAUGAGGUCUCUGGCAUUUGAAAAAUGGUACUGGGGCUGAGCCCACCCCCCCACAUGACAUUAGAUCUCGUCACGUUUGCAGAAUAAGCAGAGGCGUCCAAAGAGUUACCCCAAGGAAAAGAACCUGCCCCCUUUCUCUCCACCAGAAAUCGAAGUUUCCCACACACAACGCUGUGCCGCUAUUACCAGUGAUAUUUGUGAAAUGCUGAUUGGAGAAGACGUGCAGUACCAAGGCUGCAUGAGCAGUGUGGCAGCAUUCAUACUGGAGAGAGGUGAGCCACUUGCGGCCUGUCUUCUUUGCGUUGUUGCUGCUUUUUUGGUGGGGGUGGAAUCCUACCUGGAUUUUAGGCAUGACGGCUAUAAUGACUCUCGAGGAGGAAAGGCAGAAUACCGCUGAGUGUCAGCUGCUGAGGAGCAACAAAAACUUCAUGGCUUGCUGGAUUGCUUUCUGGGGGCAACUGGUUGGCCACGAUGGGAAAUGAGAUGCUGGUCUGGAGCAGGAAUUGCCAAACUUUUUUGGUCCACUGUUCCUCUGGUUCCAUAAUGUAUCUCCAGUGCCCCUUCUCGCUGCGACAGGAAGGUAAACAGCGUUUCUGUGUGCUCUGGUUUCCACCAUGGUGUUCUGUUGUGCCAGAAGGAGUUUAAUAAAAAUAAUAAAAAUAAAAUUUAUAUCCCACCCUCCCCAGCUGAAGCCAGGCUCGAUUGGGAGCCGCCCAGAGUGGCUGGGGAAACUCAGCCAGAUGGGCGGGGUAUAAAUAAUAAAUUAUUAUUAUUAUUAUUAUUAUUAUUAUUAUUAUUAUUAUUAUUAUCAGAGCUUAGUCCUGCUGGCCACAUGACACAGAAAGCUGUAUGCGGACAAACACCGGCCCCCUCGGCCUGAAGGCGAGAUGAGUGCCACAACCCCAUAGUCGCCUUUGACUGGACUUAACCAUCCAGGGGUCCUUUACCUUAGGGACACGGGUAGCGCUGUGGUCUAAACCACUGAGCCUCUUGGGCUUGCUGAUCAGAAGGUUGACGGUUCAAAUCCCCGCAAUGGGGUGAGCUCCCGUUGCUCUGUCCCUGCUCCUGCCAACCUAGCAGUUCGAAAGCACGCCAGUACAAGUAGAUAAAUAGGUACUGCUGCAGCAGGGAGGUAAACGGUGUUUCUGUGCGCUCUGGCACUUGUCACGGUGUUCCGUUGUGCCAGAAGCAGUUUAGUCCUGCUGGCCACAUGAUCUGGAAAGCUGUCUGUGGACAAACGCCAGCUCCCUUGGCCUGAAAGCGAGAGGAGCACCGCACCCCAUAGUCGCCUUUGACUGGACUUAACCGUCCAGGGGUCCUUUACCUUUACCUUUACCAUAUUAAAAACAUUAUUCGGAAUAGCAAUUUCCAAGACCCACUGGGGAAUAUAAUAACACAAUAAAAUUCAAAACAGUAACAAUUGAUUGCAUAUUUAUUCAAAAUCGAGUUAAAACUGUUUAAUUAGUUAAUAAAAUGGAUGAGCUUGAUCCAUCGAUACCAGCUUUUCAAAGACUGAUAAUCUUCGAUGUGCAAUUAGGAUAAUUUUAUAAAAUAAAAUUGAUAGUAAGUGAAAUAACAUGGAGAAAGUAAAGUCUAAGCACGUAUUUAAGGAAUUUAAUUCGGGAACGCAAGGGGAAGAUAAGCCUUGUAAAAUUGAAUCACAAAUGUAUACUAUACACAAAGCAAAUAUGAAUAAUUGUUUAUUUUUUAUUUCUCGUUUUGCCUAUAAGAUCUAUUGUACAUUUUUGUUACAAAGUUUUCAACCAGUAAAGCAUAUUAAAAAACAACAACAAAGACUGAUAAUCAUUUGUGCUUUCAGUGCCCCCUUUUACCCUUUGCCUCUUAGUGCCCCCCUGGGUAAUCCCACCGGUACAGCGCACUUUGGGAGCCACUGGUCUGGAUGGAUCCUUUCUCUGAUCCAUCAGAGUUCUUCUUACAUUCUUCAGAGGAAGGAAAUGCAAAGUAGUUCCAAAGGUGGGAGGGAUGGAAACUCCAUCUAGUUGGGGUCCUUUACCAGCUCCAAGCAAUAGGUUGCAGCAGUUUUGGCUAGUUUUGGCCUGUUCCCCACUCAGCAGAGCAGUCAGCGUAAGGUUUAAUUUGGCCCAAAUGUUUGCUAGGCAAGGGGCUGUUCCUGAAUGGUUGUUGCCUCCCUGGAAAUUCCCUCCCUGUUUUGAGCCAGCCUUUGAAGUCGCAAUUAACAUUUUGACACUUCCUUUCCUGUCCCUUCAGAGGUUGCCAACAGCCCGAGCUCCUACAAGGAGACCUACGAGCUGGUUGCCCUGGGAACGGGAGAUGUAUGCUACGAGGGCUGGAUGGAGUUCAAAGGCAGGAGAAUCCAUGAUAUGCAUGGGCUAGUGGUUGCCCGCAGAGCGCUUCUGAGGUAAGGCACCCCUUCUUCCCAGCGCUGAUGUGCAGUGCUGGUUUUAUUGGCCAGGUUAAAGAAGAGCAAUUUAGGAGGGAAGCAACAGGUUGAAGGCAGGAUGAGAUUUUACAAGUGAAUCAAUUUUGCCUUCUGACCAAACUGCGGGAGGCAGUGGAAGACAGAAGUGCCUGGCGUGCUCUGGUCCAUGGGGUCACGAAGAGUCGGACACGACUAAACGACGAAACAACAACAACAAUUUUGCCUGGAAAUCGCAAGAGGUUCUUAUUUCUAAUCCCAGGUGUUGGGGACUGGUUGGGAUAACCUAAUGAUCAGGGAAACUCACUUGGUAUCUGCUCAGAGGUAUUCUUCUCUAACGCUGCCUUGCAUAUUCUAGAGAUGAACCCUCUUAUCACUAGAAAGCCCAUGACUGGAGUUGGUAGCUAGCUAUAGCCCCCACACUGAGAAAGGGAGUUCUUCAAACAGAGGAGCAGAGGAGUUUGGCAACAAGACUGAGGAGCAAUGGGGUUUCUUCAGGCAUUGCCCAGUUACUUUGGUUGGUGUCGUGUUUCAAAGAUACAUGUCUCAGUUACAUGGAUUGGGGAGAAAAUCAAUUUUUGUUUGCACUUUAAUGAGAAGCUGCUGAAUUCACAGUUCACUAUCCAGUGUGCAAACUGAAACAGCUCUCUUUCAAAAUCUGGAAUUUUAUGGUUUUAGUUUUUUUAUUAAUCAAAACAAACUCUUAACAAUCAACUGAUAUGUGAAACAAUGAUUACAGAGGGUAAAGUAAGCAAACUACAACCUCUUAUAUUGAUAUACAUAGAAGGGGGUGGGAAGAAGAAGAAGAAAAAGACAAAACAGAAGAGAAGGGAGUACCUGGAGAUGGGUGGCAGGAGAUUGCCCUGCGGUCUGAUUGAAGGCCCGAAGACACAACAGCCUUUACAAGCUACAACAUUUGGUAUUCCCAGGUACUUAUACAAGCAGCUACUGAUGUUCUGCUGCCAAGACCCCACCGCCCUUGAGAAGUGCAUCUUCCGCCUGGCAGAGGACGGGGUGCACCUGACUCUGAAACCAAAUUACUUUCUGCAUCUCUACCUGAGUCGGAGGCCCAAAGGAGCUUCAGAGAACACCCGGUGAGUGUUUGCCUGUGGCUCAGAGCAGGAUACAGAGCAGGCGAGAGGAGAGAGAGAUCAUGCAGGUCAGAUGGGCUGUUUGGUCUUUGUGGUGGGGAUCUCGGUGGCAAGUGGUGGCUGGUCCCUUAGGGCAAAUGAGGCACUAUCCUGCCAACCUCCACCUGCCCUCAGCCAGCCCCCGCCACACCUGCCUUCUUACUUGUAACCGUUCUGGGGACUGGCACUUCCUUUUAGCUUUCUCCUUUUGUCUUAGCAUUGCCCUUGCAGAAGGUGGAAGGGAGGGGGGUGGAACUAGAAGGAGCUGGUUCUGCCUGUUGUUCAUUAUGGCUCCACUUAGCAGUUGGCCUCCUUGCCCUCUGGCCUCCUGGCCCCAAAGGGCCAUUUGGGAGAAAGCUAAGAAACCCAGGAGAAGGGUUUUGAUCCCCACUCAGGCUGCAGGAAGACGAUAGAUUGUAGGAGAACUGCAAGUGCUUUGAGAGAGGCAUUCGCAAUUUGUAAGUUGCUCACUAUUUACUUCUGGCCCACUCUUGUGUUUGGUCGGACAGGUUUUUGAAGCAGCCCCCUAAAACCUGUAAAAACUAUUUAUCCUCCCUUUCUAUGGUUUUUUGACAAUUGACAAAAUAGCUGCUCAGCAGCCAAGCUUGCAUCAGGCGAAGUUUUGUCUAUCUUUGCAUUUCCUCUAAUCCAAGAGGCUGCUUUUGGCAUUAACAACAAAAGAAUAAUACUUUUAAUUUAUUAUAUUCUGCCUUAUUUCCAUCGUAGCUUUCCAGGUCACAUGCAGGGUUCCCUGGUGGUCUCUGUAUCCAGUUGCUGGCAGGGUGCAGACCUGCUUAGCGUCAGCGCAGUGUCAGCACCCUGUAUCUUCAGACCACCCCCUGGGAUCUUCCAGUCCCAAUUCCUGUACCUGAAUCCUCCCCAUACUUCCCUCUCUGAGUUGAUAGAAUUUCCCCUUCCCCUCCUGUGGCCUGCAGGAUUGUGUCUCCACAGCCGAAUCCAUCCAUUGGGCUCCACAUCAGCAUUAAAGGGGUCCUCAGGCCCAUCUCGUACUGCCGCCCCAGCGCGCUGUCUGCCUACGUCUACUGUGUCUCCAGCAGCGACAAGCUGACCCGCUGGAGUGCCUUGGGAGUGCAGGGGGCCCUUCUCAGCCACAUCAUCCACCCUGUGUACAUCACCAGCAUUGUCCUAGGUGACGUAUGUUUUUGUUACUACAGAACUCGCAUAAAGAGCCCAUGAACUGUAUUGGCAGCAUCCAAACUGCAGAAAUGUUUCCAUUCCAUGCUUGUACAUCCCAGGACACUGGGCUUUCCUUGCCUUGAGGCACUAAAUGAACAAAAAUCCUUUUAGGUUUUUUUUUUUUUUUUAAAGGUAAAGGACCCCUGACAGUUAAGUCCAGUUGCGAACGACUCUGGGGUUGUAGCGCUCAUCUUGCUUUAUAGGCAGAGGGAGCCGGCUUUUGUCAGCUCUGCAGAUAGUUUUUCCAGGUCAUGUGGCCAGCAUGACUAAGCUGCUUCUGGUGAAAGCAGAGCAGCGCACGGAAACGCCGUUUACCUUUGACAGGUUUUCAAACUGCUAGGUGGGCAGGACCUGGGACCGAGCAACGGGAGCUCACCCUGUCGUGGGGAUUCAAACCGCCGACCUUCUGAUCAGCAAGCCCAAGAGGCUCAGUGGUUUAGACCACAGCGCCACCCGCAUCCCUAUUUUGAACUUUAUCAGCAUGCUAAUACACAGGGUCCUAAGGAGCCUCUGAGGGGACCCUCUUGCAGGGGAUGCACCCAAAGCCAACUCUCUGGGGAUUGAAAAAAAAUUUAAAAGAAUUGGGGGGGGGGACACUCCCUUCAGGGGUACCACCUCUCUCCAUAUGAACCAACCUGGACCCGGAGAUCAUCCUCUGAGGCCCUUCUUCAUGUGCCUCCUCCACAAGGGGUCAAGAGGGUGGCAACACAAGAACAGGGCCUUUUCUGCAGUGGCUCCCAUUUGUGGAAUCCUCUCCCCAAGGAGAUUAAUCUGGUGCCUUCAUUACACCCUUUUAGAUGUCAGUUGAAAAUGUUCCUCUUCAACCAGGCCUUCGGCUGAUUGACAUCGGAUGCUCUUUUAAAUGUGUUGUAGGAGGGGCGGAUUAUUGGUUUGUUUUCGUUAUUUUAAUUCUGUAUUUUUUGCUUUUAUAUUGUAACUCUGUGUUGUGAACUGCUCUGAGAUCUAUAGAUGAAGGGUGGUAUACAGAUUUAAUAAAUAAAAUAGUCAUAGUAAUACCCCAUGGCACAGUAAGUGCAGGGGCAGGUCGGGGCUCCUUAAAUGGCAGCUGAGCCAUUUACUGCCUUGCCCCUCUCUCUGACUGCAGCUUAAAUCACAUCAGUGCCUCAAUUGUCCUGGGCAGAGUUGGCAGCCCCUGCAGAUGUGGGGCUGGCUGUGCACUAAGCUCCCAGAUUACAACAACCUUGGAAUUCGUUACCUUCUCCUCACAAGUAACUUGCUCUCUCUCCUAAUUUCACGUUUCAGCUGAUCCUUACCAAGACCAUGACACCCUCCAUAAGGUCAUCAAUGAGCGAUUGAACCUGGCAGCCUCGGAUAGCUUGCCAAAGCCAUUUAACCACAGACAGAUAUACCUUUUUAAGGGUCCCUGUGCCGCGUCCCUUGACACGCCAGCAGAGUUUCGCUCCUUGAGCUUCAACUGGUGUGGGGGAGACGAGAUGCUGGAACUAGUGAACGCAGCUGUUGGGAAGGCAGUACAGGAGUGAGUUUGGGGCACUGGGGGCUUGGGUGUGGGAAUGGGGUAGGCCUAUGAGUGUGUGUGUGUGUGGAAUCAGUUGUGGUUUUACUACUGAUAAAAGGAUCCAAACUCGACAAGCAGAAUUCGGUGGCUUCUCUGUUUCUGUAAAUUAUGCUCUUUAUGCAGGCACCCCUUGUUCUAAUAAGUCACUUGGGUUGUUCAGGAGCAGGGGCAGCCAGUCAAAAGUAAAGCCCGACAAUGUCUCUAUGUGUUUGGGUAUCUGAAAAUUCACUGCAUUACAGGUGGUUGAAAUGGGAAACAGCUGAGGGUUAGCUACUGUUUGAUGCCAAGUUUUGCUUCAGGCCUGUGUUUUGGGAGGCAGGGGGCUGAGAAAUAAAAGGUCCUCCAGCUGUUGGGAGUCCAGUGCAGUUUUCCCUACCUCUAAGCUCUAAACGUUGGCAACAAAACCAUAAAGAAAUUCAAAUCCAGUACUAAAGGCUACUUUGUCACUACUGAUAGGCUAAAAAUGGCUGCAUGUCAGUGGAACACUAUAGUUUGUUUUUUCUUAAAACGAGGACUUACUCCUCCUGCAAAUAACCACAUCGCAUGUAGGAAGAAUGGGUGUGUGUGUGUGGGUGUGUACACACACACACACACACACACACACACACAAAAUGCAAGCUUGCAUGGGUCAUGUAGAAAGGAAGGCAUAGUGGUAAUUGCUGAAUUCAGAUUCUGUUAAUUCCACACAUUUUAUCAAAUUUGGAUUCUUGAGUCAGAACCUGAUCAUUCUCACUCAUGUCCUUUCUUGGUACUGUGGUUGAAUUGUGUGCUGGGACACACUGGCUUUUGUUGAGGUCCUGCUUCGUUGUGAGGUGUUGCUGUUGAUUCAUGUAACACCCCUUGUUGAUGGAUCGCUCUUGCCUCUGCCAGCAUGACGAAUCCAUUUGACCAGUACCGCCCAAGUCGGCUCUGCAAGGCUGCCAUGCUGAAAUCCUUCAGGAAGGUGGCUCAGGAGAUGAAGAGAGAAGACUUGAUGCUGCUGCCCACAUAUUAUGAAGCCAAGGUGAGUCUUUUCAGUUGCCCCAAAGAGUGUGUGGUGGGUUUUGGUUCCCUUGUUUUCCUUUCAUUGAGGUGGUCUGUUCUUGAUGGGGUCUGAAGAAGCAGGUACGUAGCUUGAGGGUACUUCUGGGUCCAUUGAAGUUGCUUGAGUCUCAGGUGCAAAGUCCUUUUCAUCAGCUUCGGCUGGUGGCCCAGCCGUGCACCUGUCUAGACAGGGAUAGUCUAACUUUUGUUGUCUGUGCUCAGAUAACUAGGUUAGAUUGCUGCAACAUUUUAUACAUAGGGCUGCCUCUGAAACUUCAGCUGCUGCAAAGUUUGGUGGACAUGUUGCUCACAGAGGCAAGACAGUUUGAGCAUACAAUGCCAAUCCUGGCCCGACUGCAGUGUCUGUCAAUUAGUUUCUGGGCCCAAUUCAAAGUGAUGGUUUUGACUUAUGAAGCCCUAAACAGCUCAAGACUGCAAUACAGUACCUCAAGGACCGCCUCUCAUAUGAACUGACCCAGAUUCUGUAAUAAAACUAAUAAUAAUAAUAUAAUAUUUAUAUGCCACCCAUCUGACUGGGUAAGCCCAGCUACCUGAGGCCCUUUUCCAUGUGUCUCAGUGAGAAGUCCAGAGGGUGGCAACAUAAGAGGGGGCCUUUUAUGCAGUGGCUCCCUGUUCAUGGAAUGCUCUCCCCAGGAGGGUUGUAUUUGUUUUUUUAAGUAUUUUGUAUUCUCAUUUUCUAUUUUAUGUUGUGAAUGAAUCGCCCAGGGAUCUUUGGAUGAAGGGCAGUAUAUAAAUUUAAUAACGAGAAAAAAGAUGAUAAAGAAAAUAAGUAAAUAAGGAGAAUUUCAAGGUGGGUGUUGGUGGGCUCACAAAUCUUUCUCUCGAACAUCCCUUCUAGACGCCUCCUUUCUUUCCCUCAACUAGGUCAAAGCUGAGGUCUAUCAGACAGCCAAGCACCAGGUGUAUGCCCAGCUGAGCUCGCAAGACUUUGGCAAGUGGCCCCAAAAGCAGUUGGUGGACAUCUUCCCCAGUUAGACUGCACUGCUGGCUAAGCUACUGCUUGCAUACUGAAGACAUUUCAGGCUUAAGGUGGAUGGCUGGCUGGGUGGGUGUGCGCAAGGCUGGUAAAUCUUCACCUAGCAAAUGGAGAGCUCUAAACGUUGCUGUACUUUGGGGAUGGAUGGGGCUAUAAAUGUUUAAAUACAUCGUUUUGCCAUGAUGCCGUUUUCACAGCAGUCCUUUCCUAUGAUGGAAUAGGAAAGUUGGGUGUGUAACUGAGGCUUAAAGUUCUGACUUGACAUUUACUUAGAGUUCUACUUUUUCUUUGUACCUGCUUUGGGGCUGUGUCCAAACACAGCCACAAACUAUGGUGAUUGUUUUGGGAAUGAGGCACAGAAAGCCCUGAGCUGUCCCACUCCCCUGACUCUCCUCUGGGAUGGGUAAUGAAACAGGCUUGUUUCAACACAGACCAUAGUUAAGAUUAACCUCGGUUUAGGAUUUGCACGUAUGGUUAAUCAAAAAAGGAAGUGGAAGCUUCUGAUCUCUCAACCCUGCUGGAGGAAGAGAGUGGGCAGUGGGCAGCCUCCCUCUGCAGUUUAUUCCUGGAAUAAUAUACAAUGGGCUAUUAAACCAUAGUUUAUUGUUACAUUUUAAUUCAGUCUCUGUUUAAUUCAGUGUGUUGCAGGAAGGUCAGGGUAACAUGUGAAAUACGCACGAUUUGCGCAACCAUGUGAGAAGGAGGCUGUGUGACAAACUUCUCUGUACCUUUAUAAAGACUGCACAUUUCCCUGAUCUUUAAAUAUGCACACACUAAUCUCAGAGAACACGUAAGCAAACGUCUUCAGAUUUCAUUACUGUGGAUUUGAAGGCUUAGCUUUGGGGAUUUUUAUUUAUUUAUUUUGCUAUUUGCAAUUGAAACUUUAACAGUUAAAGGCAGGAUCCAGUUGAGCAUCCCAGGCCAAUUUUUCACUUAAACCGCAGUUUGGUUUCUGUCAGCUCCUCUCCACAAUUUGUCACACUUUGGUUCUGUUUCAUGGUGGAAAUAAAUGAGAAAUUGUCACACAUUCAGGUUGUACUUAAUUGGGUGUCUUUUAUGACAAGGGGUUUGAGAGCCGGCCGUUUUGUGUUUGUUUGGAAAUGCACUUGUUUUGGCUGCUAAUUUUGUAGAACAGUCUUUGCAGAUAUUACUGCUGAAGUAAAGAAUUGCAAACCUUAGAA
Messenger RNA from Podarcis lilfordi (Lilford's wall lizard), 21132 nucleotides. Lineage: Eukaryota; Metazoa; Chordata; Lepidosauria; Squamata; Lacertidae. The record is from the annotation of a GenBank genome assembly.